AAGCAGCGGCUCAUGUGCUCCACGGGGGCAUCUCCGGUGGGUGGUGGUGCGCGUCGCAAGCUCCUCGCGAUUAUGGCGGAUCGCUGCUUGGGUCCCUCGCUUUGCAACAGGAAGCUCCUUCUCCUUCAUCAUCAUCAUUUGCCCACCACCGCCCACUUCGCUCCUUCCUCUCCUCCCUCGUCCCCUUCGCCGUCGAGGCCUCUCGCGGUGUCCAUGGCGUCUCCGUCUCCUCCCUCGCAUCCCACUUCCGGCCCCGAGCCCGACCCGACCCGUCCUUCCCUGCUCGUGUUCUCAGGUGGGACUGCGUUCAACGGCGUGGUCGAGGAGCUCAAGAGGUUGACCACCCGCGUCGCCCACGUCCUCCCCGUCUCCGACGACGGAGGCAGCACGGCUGAGAUUGUCCGCGUCCUGGGUGGGCCAGCAGUUGGAGACAUCAGGUCAAGGUGUUUGAGAUUGUCGAAUGAGAGCACUUUGGAGGCCCUUUCCGUUCGAAGAUUACUGGGUCAUCGCUUGCCACAUGAUCCGAAGCUAGCCAAGUCAGAAUGGUAUAAUGUUGUCGAAGGAGAUCAUUCCUUGUGGGAUGGUGUUUCAAGACCCUAUCGGGAAACAAUUAGAGCUUUUCUAGUUUACUUUCAGAAUGAGAUCCUUCGGCGUCCUAAUGAAUCAUUUUGUUUUAGCAAUGGCAGCAUUGGGAAUUUUUUCUUUGCAGGAGCUCGCAUAUUUUUUCAGUCUUUAGAUGCUGCAAUUUUCUUGUUUUCACGUGUCUCAGAGAUUCCAUCAGAAAGCUUGGUUCUCCCAGUGAUUUCUACCAAUGACAGGCUCACCCUGGGAUGUGAAUUAUGGGAUGGUACUGUCAUUCGUGGUCAGAAUGAAAUUUCUCAUCCAACCACAGGGACAAUGGAACCUGUCAAGAAGGAAUGCUCUUCAUGUCCUGCGCUUCCUUCAAGAAUAAAACGAGUAUUUUACCUGUCAAGAGAAGGCACAAAUUCUUUGCAUGAGGUUUACCCCUCAGCCAAUCCGGCUGUUCUGGACCAGCUGAGAACUGUUGAUUGCAUUGUUUAUGCCAUGGGAUCUCUUUUCACGUCAGUUUGUCCUUCACUGGUGCUAUUAGGGAUUGGAGAGAUUAUUUCUUCCCAGGCAUGUCCCAAGGUGCUACUAUUGAAUGGUUCCCAUGAUCGAGAGACAAGUGGCUUUUCUGCUUCAAGCUUUGUAACUGCCAUUACGGAUGCCCUAAAUCGGACUUAUGGGAAUUCCAAUAAUUCUCUUGAAAAUCUCAAACAGAUAGCAUAUUUGACUUUUUCUGGAGAUACUUCCACAUUUUGAAGUUAAAGAUAACAACAAUCCUCCUCAGCAUGCUUUGUCUAGUUUUUGUGCUGAAUUUGAAGUCAGUGUUUCUUUGCACCUUGUCUAUUCAAGGCUCUAGUUGCACAGACAGACAAUUACAUCUUUUCAUCUUGACACAAGGAAUGUAUCCUUCAGUGUAUAUUUCUUAAUCUGUUCAUUUGGUAAAACAUGAUGUCAUCUUCAUGUCUUACUGUUUCUCUCCUCCUAUUAAUCAGGAAUGAUCUUAACUCGCAAUAGAUUAAUCUUGCUUGGCUUCUAACCACUAGAUAUAAUACAUGGUUCGAGGAGCUGGAAGCCUCCUGCUUUUUUUAAAUGAUACUGAAAUUAUUUGUCUUAGGCUUUGUUUGGAAAGGGUGGGGAAAGAAAAAUAGGAGAGGAAAUUUUAAAAAUGUUAAGUUUUUGUCUCUUUUACUCUCACAAAAUUUUCAACUUGUUCUCAACUUUCGAAUUUUGUCCCCUCCACUUUCUCCACCUUACCAAACAUGGCAUCAGUGUCUUUGUAUGAUGCUGUCCUCUGAUGUUGUUAAUCCAAAGUUGCUCUUAAGAAUAAUUCUUGCCACUAUCAAUUUUGAAUGGUAGUAGAUUAGUGCAAUUAUUCUAGCUGAAGAGUAAAUUGUGUGCUUUGCUGGAGAUAUUUUAUAUGAGUUGCACAUUUAUUUUGUAAAAUUCAUCAUGGCCACACUAUGGGUAUCCAUUUUAAAUAUCUACCCCUAUGGGAUAAGGUUCAAAUCAGGUAGAUGGAGAGCUAGAUUAGAUUGAUGAUGCAGGGAGUAGUUUAACAGUUUUUCAUUGCACUUGUCAUAUC
Eucalyptus grandis is the source of this 2149-nucleotide messenger RNA. RefSeq lists its product as uncharacterized. The transcript is spliced from 12 exons. Gene Ontology annotation, molecular function: LPPG:FO 2-phospho-L-lactate transferase activity. The record is from RefSeq and is a predicted model, not a curated record. The coding region runs from base 13 to 1323 and encodes 436 amino acids. NCBI's taxonomy places the organism in Eukaryota, Viridiplantae, Streptophyta, Magnoliopsida, Myrtales, Myrtaceae.